CAUGCGCGGUGGCGGCGCCGCUCACUGCCCUUCCCCCCACCCGCCGGCCGCCAUGUCCCAGGUGCAGGCUCGCUUCCACACCCACAGCAACAGAUAUGAAAUCGAUGACAUACCGUUCUCUGUGCCAGCCGAUUCUGAAAUAGUUGAACUCAGCAAUGUUAUUAACAAGCUACUGGAGGCAAAAAAUGACAAUCAUAAACAUGUGGAGUUUGACUUUCUCGUCAAGGGCCAAUUCCUGCGGUUACCACUGGGAAAGCACAUGGAACUGGAAAGCAUCUCAACGGAAGAGGUAGUUGAGAUAGAGUACGUGGAGAGGUAUGCUGCUCCUCAACCAGAAGAGUGCAUAUUCCAUGAUGACUGGGUCAGUGCUGUGGAGGCGGAAGGAGAAUGGAUUCUCACGGGUUCAUACGAUAAAACGGCCCGGAUUUGGUCUGUGGAUGGCCGGCCACUCAUGGCUGUUGCUGGGCACAAUGAAGUAGUAAAAGACGUAGCUUGGAUCAAGAAAGAUGGAACCUCCAAUUUGCUACUCAGUGCCUCCCAGGACCAGACCAUUAUUAUGUGGGAAUGGAAUUGUGAAAAGAAUAAACUAAAAGCCUUGCAUUCCUGUCGCGGACAUGCUGGGAGCGUUGAUUCAAUCUCUGUGGAUGGUACGAGGACCAAAUUUUGCAGUGGCUCCUGGGACAAGAUGAUAAAGAUUUGGUCAGCAGUUCCUAGUGAAGAGGAAGAAAUGAUAGAGGAAACCGAGUGCAGACCGAGGAAAAAACAGAAGAUUGACCAACCAGGCUUAACAAGAACUCCUAAAAUGACAAUGUCAGGCCACAGUGAGGCUGUUUCUUCUGUCUUGUGGUCUGAUACUGAUGAGGUCUGCAGUGCCUCGUGGGAUCACACAAUACGGAUCUGGGAUGCUGAGACAGGGGUCCAUAAAUCCACACUGACUGGAAAUAAGGUGUUCGAUUGCCUUGCUUACUCCCCAUUGUGCAAAAGGCUGGUCUCAGGCAGCACAGACAGACACAUUCGACUGUGGGAUCCGCGCUCAAAAGAUGGAUCCCUAGUACUACUCACUAUGACUUCACACAAUGGAUGGGUGACGGCAGUCAAAUGGUCACCCACCCACGAGCAUCAGUUGAUUUCAGGUUCUUUUGACAAACUGGUGAAGCUCUGGGACACAAGAAGUUGCAAGGCUCCUCUAUUUGACGUGAAUGCACACGAAGACAGAGUACUCUGUGUAGACUGGACAGAGACAGGGUUGCUGCUAAGUGGUGGAGCCGACAACAAACUAUUCUCAUUCAAGUACUUGACUCCCAGCUCUGGGGAAGGAGCCUGAUUGAUGGGGAUAGAAGCCUCUUUUCUCAACACACCAUCGGGUGCAACAAAACAUUUGAUUGGACAUUCUUGCCUUCCAUUCUUUUCUAAACCACCUCACAAAUAGAAUCCAUUUGCCCUCGAUGACUGUUCUGACUCCAGCUCUUAUUCUGUCUACAGACAUUCAAGUGUUUUGUUUUUUCGUGUGUGAUUAGUACUGAGACAAAAAAGUAUCUUCCCAAAUAGAGGUACUGGGAUCACUACAUGUACUCCAGCGGAAGGUUUAGGGGUAAGAUGUCCUCUAUAAAACAACAGAGGUCAUAGCAACAACAAUUGACAUUUAUAUAGUGCGUUUCAUGGCGGGAGAACUUCUCAAAAAGCUUCACCUGACUGAAAGAGAGCCUGAACCUUGUAAAACUGAGGCAAAGCUGUUGAAUGCAAACCAGAGGGUUCUAAAAUGUUUCCGUGUUUACAAUCUAAUAUUAAUUAACACUUUAAAUUGGCACAGA
Messenger RNA from Callorhinchus milii (elephant shark), 1811 nucleotides. RefSeq names its product WD repeat domain 12 (gene wdr12). The record is from RefSeq and is a predicted model, not a curated record. Bases 2 to 1324 code for a protein of 440 amino acids. Gene Ontology annotation, biological process: ribosome biogenesis; maturation of 5.8S rRNA from tricistronic rRNA transcript (SSU-rRNA, 5.8S rRNA, LSU-rRNA); maturation of LSU-rRNA from tricistronic rRNA transcript (SSU-rRNA, 5.8S rRNA, LSU-rRNA). NCBI's taxonomy places the organism in Eukaryota, Metazoa, Chordata, Chondrichthyes, Chimaeriformes, Callorhinchidae. Gene Ontology annotation, cellular component: preribosome, large subunit precursor; PeBoW complex. The transcript is spliced from 13 exons. Gene Ontology annotation, molecular function: protein binding.